AUGACAGAUGCUGCCGUGUCCUUCGCCAAGGACUUCUUGGCCGGUGGAGUGGCUGCAGCCAUCUCGAAGACGGCGGUAGCGCCCAUCGAGCGGGUCAAGUUGCUGCUGCAGGUACAACAUGCCAGUAAGCAAAUCACAGCUGAUAAGCAAUACAAGGGCAUUAUGGACUGCGUGGUUCGUAUCCCGAAGGAGCAGGGAGUCCUGUCCUUCUGGCGUGGCAACCUGGCCAAUGUCAUCAGAUACUUCCCCACCCAGGCUCUCAACUUCGCCUUCAAAGAUAAAUACAAGCAGAUCUUCCUAGGUGGUGUAGACAAGAGAACCCAGUUUUGGCGCUACUUUGCUGGCAAUCUGGCAUCUGGGGGUGCCGCUGGGGCCACUUCCUUGUGCUUUGUCUAUCCCCUUGAUUUUGCCCGUACCCGUUUAGCUGCCGAUGUGGGCAAAGCCGGAGCUGAGAGAGAAUUCAAAGGGCUCGGCGAUUGUCUGGUUAAGAUUUCUAAAUCUGACGGGAUUAAGGGCCUGUAUCAAGGCUUCAAUGUCUCUGUGCAAGGUAUUAUCAUCUAUCGAGCUGCCUACUUUGGAAUCUAUGACACUGCAAAGGGAAUGCUUCCAGAUCCCAAGAAUACUCACAUCUUUGUCAGCUGGAUGAUUGCACAGUCUGUCACUGCGGUGGCUGGAUUGACUUCCUAUCCAUUUGACACAGUUCGUCGUCGCAUGAUGAUGCAGUCAGGGCGCAAAGGAACUGAUAUCAUGUAUACUGGCACAAUUGACUGCUGGAGGAAGAUUGCUCGUGAUGAAGGAACCAAAGCUUUUUUCAAGGGUGCCUGGUCCAAUGUACUAAGAGGCAUGGGGGGUGCUUUUGUGCUUGUUUUGUAUGAUGAGAUCAAGAAGUACACAUAAAUUAUUUCCUAGGUUUCUCCUCAGAGCAGGCAUGUUGUAUUAUGUAACAUAACUUGAGCAUUCUCAACUGCUGUCUAUUUAUCAGUGGCAACUUAAGACUGGUUGAAAAUGGGAAGCAAUAAUAUUCAUCUGACCAGAUCUCUCGCAAAGCCAUUUCCACAACGAUGAUGGGACUCAAUUAUAUUUUUUAUUUCAGUCACUCCUGAUAAAUAACAAAAUUUGAAGAAAUAAAAAAUAUCUGA
This is a messenger RNA of Sorex fumeus (smoky shrew), 1139 nucleotides long. It is a transcript of the gene SLC25A5, whose product is annotated as solute carrier family 25 member 5. Gene Ontology annotation, biological process: mitochondrial ATP transmembrane transport; mitochondrial ADP transmembrane transport. Gene Ontology annotation, molecular function: ATP:ADP antiporter activity. The transcript has 4 exons. The record is from RefSeq and is a predicted model, not a curated record. Bases 1 to 897 code for a protein of 298 amino acids. Lineage: Eukaryota; Metazoa; Chordata; Mammalia; Eulipotyphla; Soricidae. Gene Ontology annotation, cellular component: mitochondrial inner membrane.